Messenger RNA from Tetrahymena thermophila SB210, 5175 nucleotides. Its product is annotated as tetratricopeptide repeat protein. The record is from RefSeq and is a predicted model, not a curated record. Lineage: Eukaryota; Ciliophora; Oligohymenophorea; Hymenostomatida; Tetrahymenidae. Gene Ontology annotation, biological process: protein phosphorylation. The transcript has a single exon. Gene Ontology annotation, molecular function: protein binding; protein kinase activity; ATP binding.
AUGGAAAACUUUUCUUUUAUUUCAUAGUUUUCUUCAGCUAAGUAGGUAUUUGAUCACUAUUAAGCAAAGAAUGAUUAAAAUUAGUUAGAUGAUUCUCAGACAUUAAAUAUUUCAAAGCAUAAUAAUCCUGAGGAUUAGGUAGAUUUAGAGCAAAAUAUUUUAGAAAAGGCAUAAUAAUUAUUCAAUCAGAAUGACUAUAAAACAGCGCAGAUUUAUUUCAAUUAAAUAGUUUAAGAAGAUAGCAAAAAUGUGUAGGCAAUAUAAAAUUUAGCUUUAUGUAAUUUUUAUCUAAAAAACUAUGAUGAAGGCAUCCUAUUGAUGCAAAAAGCGAUAGAAAUGUAGCCCGAUUAUAUUGAUAAGCUUUAUUAUUAUUUAGGAUGCGCUUAUUGUGACUAAAAACAUUACAUGCAGGGAUUGGUCUAUCUUGAAAAAGCGAUGACUUAAAAUCAAAAUAAUCAAGAUGCUAUUUUCAUGCUUGGAAACACUUAUUAAAAUAUUAGCUGCUUAUAAAUAGCCUAAAAUUAUUAUAAAAAGCUCAUUGAAAUUGAUUCUAGCAAUUAAAAAGCACAUUUUUAAAUGGGUGAGACUCAUUUUAAGAUGCAAAAUUAUAAAGAUGCCAGUGAAGCCUAUAAGAAAGCUUGCAAAAUAAAUCCAGAAAAUUAUUAUUUUUAUUUAAAGCUAGGAACUUCUCAGUAUAAAGAGCAAAAUUUAGAGGAAGCUCUUAAGAGCUUGCAAUAAGCAGUUGUCUUAAAUAAUAAAUUUGCUAAAAUAGGCAGUAUUUUUUACAAGCUAAUAGAAGCACUUGUAGAAUAAAACCAUCUUGAAAAAUGCAUUUAAUAUUACUUGAAAAUGUUUGCUUUAAACCCUAAAAAUGCCUCUUCAUAUUUUGUUCUUGGAGAUAUUUGCAUCUAAGAAAAAUAAAUUCAAACUGCAAAGUUAUUUUUUGAAGAAAGCGUCAAGUUAGAUGCUAGUUUUUUAGAUGGAAUCAAAGCUCUUGGUAAACUCUAUUUUGAGACAAAUGAAUUUGAUUAAGCCAUAAAAGUUUUUGAGAAAGGUCUUUUAAUUGAUUAGAAUGAAGUUGAUAUCAUUUAUGAUAUUGGUUGCUGCUUGUUUGAAUUGGAUAAAAUUUAAGAAGCCACUGAGUAGUUUAGGAAAGCUUUCCGUUUAAAUACUAUAAGUUAUGAGGAUGUUGAUGGAAGUAUGGUAAAUAAAGGUAUUUAGCUUCAAAAAUCAAAAGAAAAUAUAAAAUACUCACUAGAAUAUUUUAAUUUUGCAAUUUUAAUUAACUCUAAUAAUGCUGAAGCAUUCUAUCAAAAAGGUUUAUUAUAUGAAUGUACUUGCAAUUUGGAGAAGGCAAAAGAACAUUUUGAAAAAGCACUCUAAAUUUAUCCAUAGAAUAGCAAGUAUGCUGCAAAAGUAGAUUUAUUCGCAUAGCUUGAAAAAGAAGAAAGAAAGGCAAAAGAAGCACGAGUUAUUGAUUGCAAGGAACUUAUAAAGGAGGCCAAAUAGUUAUUUACAAAUAAAGAAUACUAAAAAUGCAUUGAAGUCUUAUAAAAAAUAUCUUCUGUUAGUGAUAAUUUCCCAAAAGUAAACGAAAUGCUUGGAUAUUCUUAUGAACAAAUAGGAGAGAAUGAAAAGGCUUCAUAACACUAUAUGAAAGCUUUAUAAUUAAAUCCUAAUGACUAGACACUUCUAUUUAAUUUAGGAAAUUGUUUAUUUAAUCUAGAAAAGUAUGACGAAGCUAUUGAAAAAUAUAAUAUUCUCAUACAUCUCAACUAGAAUAAGCCCUAUGCGUAUGAAAAUUUAGCUGCAUGCUACUAUGAGAAGAAAUAAUACCAAGAGUCUAUUUAAUUUUAUUAAAAGGCUUUAGAGUAUAAUAAAGUAGAUCCUCUCACUAACUAUGGAUUAGGUAAAGCAUUUUACUCAAAUAACUAGUACGAAGAAGCAUUGAAGUGCUUUUAAAUUACUCUCAGUGCUGAUCAUGAAAAUCCUAGUUGCUACACAAAAUUGGCAAACACGAUUACUAUGCUGAAAAGUGAUAGUUUGGUAGGGAAAAUAUUUAAAAAGAAUUAAAUUUACACAAAGGAUGAGAAAUCUAGGAUGCUUUCUUUGAUGGCAGGCGUUUUGUAUGAAAUGAAGCAAUAUUAGAAAUCCAUAGAAAAAUGUGAGUAAGCAAUCAAUUUAGACUCUAAAAAUUUUAAUGCCUACUUAAUCAAAGCAGCCUCACUAAAGGAGUUGUGUGAUUUUGUUCAUUCUUUAAACUAAUUUGAGGAAGCCAUAAAAAUAAAUCCAAAUGAUCCCGACUGCUACUACUUCUAUGGACAAACUCUCGAAGCUGCCAAUCUUCACAUGAAAGCACUAGAAAAAUAUGACAAAUCAAUAAUGCUGGCCUCUUAAACUGCUUCAGAUGAAAAAAGCUUCAGUAACUUGAAAUAGUUUUAGGCAGCAAAACAAUGUAUGGAAAAUGUGAUGAUAAGAUAUCCUUAAUUUUAAAACUACUUCAAUGAAAUAGGAAACAAUCUUUUUGAGAAAAAUGAUUUCCAUGGAGCUAUAGAAUGUUAUAAAUAAGAGCUUAGAUACAAUUCUAACGACUAUGCUGCUAUUUACAACAUGGGUUUAUGCUAUAAAAAUAUUCAAAAAAUUAACGAUGCCAUAGAAUGUUUUUAGAAAAAUAUUAUUAAUAAGCACAGAGAAUCUUGCCUCUAAAUGAGUAAGUCAACCAAAAUAGAUUAUUAAUUUGUAGAAAAGCUGAAAUUAGUUAGCGUUUCUUCAAUGCAAGAUUUAUAAUCUCUCAUUAAACUAGAGCUUCUCAACAAAGAAAACUUAGAUCUGAGCACUCCUCUCGAAAAAUAGCCUCUUAUUAGGUUAGUUUCUUAAGUUUAAUAAAUUGUAGCAAAAAAAGCAGCUAAUUAUGAAGAUGAUAUCAUGAAGCUUGGAUAGCUGAAUAGACUUGAUGAUUUAAGCAAAGUCUAUAAAAUUUUAUUACUCACAGGGUUAGAAGAAAACUCUAUCGUAGUUAAUGUGAAACCAGAGUUAAUGCUAGUUUUAAUAGGCUAACAGUUGAUAUUUUUCAAUAAUUCAGUUAACCUUUUUUAUAGCCCACUCAAACUUUUUGACAAUAUCAUUCCCCACUUAAAAAAUAAUUUAAAAGAUGUUGAGUCCUUCUUGAAGCUCGGAAAUGGAGGAAUUACAGCUUUUAAAUAAUAACCAAUAUUUCCUUAAGAAAUAAACUUCCUGAAGGCAAUAAUUAGUUAAUGUUUGAGCAAAUUUAAAAAUAGUUGGAGAUAUAUCUCUCUCUGCAUGAACUUUAAAAUCUCAACAGUUUACAAAAUUCAUUUCUUUUAAUCAAUAUUUAGAUAAAAGAGCUUUAAACCCUUCCUUUAAAUACAGAAAAUAGAAAACAUUUUUACAAAUUAAUCUACAAACGUCCAAAAGAUUAACCUCAGAGUAGACAAUUCUACAUAGGAUAAAAACAUUAUUUUAAAAACUUUAAAGUCGAAAAAUUUUGAUGAAGCUGUAAAAGAGUAUACAUUCUAAAAUUGCAUAACACAUCGAAAUAUACAUUCCUCUUACUUUUUUUAAUGGAACGAAGAUUAAAAUAAUGCUUCUAUAACUUAGCCUUUGAAGGAGAGAAAUCUCUACACUAUUGACCAGCUGACGUACUAACAGUUUUUAUCUAUCAUGCUAGAUUGCUGUGAAGGUCUGUAACAACUCACUUUUUACAACAUAGUUCAUGCAGAUAUUAAACCUCAGAACAUCUUUUAUGAUAAUUAGAGAGCUCAAAUAGCUGAUUUUGGCUCAUGCAUAGUCUCGAACACUCAAAACAAUGAAUACACUCCAACUUUCUGCUCUCCAGAAUCAGAGUCUUUUGAAAGUGGCUAAAGAAUCACAACAUCUUCUGAUAUUUACAGUCUUGGUAAGACCUUUUAGUUUAUUGCUGAAAAAUUCAAGUUACCUUGCUCUGGAUCUAUUCAAGCGAUGAUCUUGAUGAUGACAGAAAAAGAACCAACUAGAAGAAUCAGAGUUCAUGAAUAAAUUAAAAUCAUUUAAUGCGAAAUAUUUGUUGAAUUUUUAUAUUAAUGUCUUGGUAAAGAAAUGAGUCUCUAAAGAUUUUAUGAAGAGAUUUCUUACAUAAUAGAAAUGCGUAAAAAAAAAUUAAGCACUAGUGACAUGAUUGUAGAUAUAAUUGUGAACGUAGAUAAAGUGAAAUAGCUUAUUGAAAAAAAUAAGCUUUUUGUAAGAAGUUUAUUUAACCAAAAAUAUCUUUAUGUAUUUUUAGUUAUUAUGAGCUGCAACGAUGUAAGUGAAAAAGAUUUACAAAUUAAAUAAAAAAUUGACCAAUUAAAGGAAGAUUUUGAAUAAGAAGCAGUUGAAAUUGAGCAGUCAGCAAUUAAUUUUUUAUCACAAAUCUAAUUGCUUUCACCUUAAGAAUAAUAUCUAGAAUAUCUGUUAAACUUUAACUAUGAAAAAUUCAUUCAAACUAUUGCUUUCUUUGAUAACAUUAAUUUCGAAUAAGCUUAUCUGUUGUCUAUUUACCUUAUCUGGAAAACUAAUCUGUUUAACAUAAGUAUCCCAGAAAAUAUUACAAAAGAAUUGCAAGAAAUAGAUUUUAUGAAACUCUUUAAAAGCUUCUACAAGUAAGAUAAAUAAAAGUAUGUAAAUGACAUAAAGAGACAAAAAUAAAUUAGUUCUUAGUUAAUUGAUGGAAUAUUUAAUACAUAAGAAAUACAAAACCAAUAUAAAGCUAAGUACGAAGAUAUAAUUUAAAUAGAGUAGACUAAAUUAUUAGAAUAAAUUCAAAACUAACAAAAUAAUAACAACAUCCUAGACCAAUACAGUGAAACAGAUGAUGAAGUAGAAUUGGAAUCAAUCAAUAGUCUUUCUGCAGCAAUGUCUUCAUAUAAGGACUCUUACAGGUAUCCAGGCCCAUUAAGUUGUGAAAAAAUAUUAGAAGAAGGUAGCGAAUCCUAAGGCGCUGCUACUUCUAAAUCAUUCUUUUAGUAUUCUGUUAGAAUUUCACAUAAAACUGAUUUAAAAUCUUCAAAAAGCUAGCACUUUGAUGAUAACUUAGAUUCAGAAGAUUCAGAAUCUGUAAGAAGUUUACCAGCAAUAAAUAUAGAUGAAGAAUCUCUCAACAAUGAUUUAACUGUAAGAAAAGGAAAAACAAAUAAUUGA